CUUUUCCAUUAAGAGUGAUCAUGAACACCAUUCACUUCUCAUGAAUUCUAAUGCUACUCAUUUCUAACCUUAUUAUUUGCUCUAUCCAUUUGAAUCCAUCUUAAUUUCACAGGUCCAGAUGGCUCCAAACAUCAUACCAUUAAAAGAUAUUACCCUGACAAGCAGAAACUUCACAAUUCAAGCUAUGGUGGUUGAAAAAAACAUCCCAAGAAUGUCAAGCAGUAGCACUUCCCUAUAUCAGAGGAUCAUGUUGCAAGACAAAGAGGUAAUAAUCAUGAAAGCUCAAUGAUAAAUCUUUCCAUAUGUUGGAACAUAGAUACUGUAUGAAUUUACAACACAAAAAACUCUACCAUUUAACAGGAAAACAGAAUGCAAGCAACAGUCUUUGGAUACAACAUCAAAAUUUUCGAAAGUUCACUGAAGCUGUACCAUACAUAUUCUAUAACAAAUCCUACUGUUAGCCCAACUCCAGAAAUGUUCCACUUUUUGAAAAACAAGAACCAAUUGGGAAUCAACGCACGCACACCAGUUGAGGAAAUAGAGAUCGAUGGACUGACAAUGAGGACAAUGAAAUACAACUUUACUCCAAUCACCAGUCUCCAACAAAUCAAAGAAGCUAAUCCAAGAUUGGAUGUAUUAUUUGUAAUUCUCAAUGUUGGACCACGCAAGUUUAUAAACAAUUCAUAUGUCGUGGAUGUUCGCAUAACUGAUCAAAGCCUGCAACCUUCAAUUCUAUCACUCUGGGACCAAUUCUCAGAAUAUGAAGCCCAUGGAAUGGCAAAUUUACCAGGCUCUUUCCCAGUGGCAAUUGGCCUGCGCUUGAAAACUUCAAAAUACUAUGGUCGCACACUUGCCACACGAAACUCAUCGAGUUUCAUCUUUGACGCAGUACUGCCAGAGGCAACCGCACUCCAAUCAUGGGCUAUAGCAAAUACAGUAAAACUCAGAGCACUAGCAGCAACAGAACCAGAACACAUUCUGAUACCAAAAGGACCAGAAGAUCCAGAAGAUGAUACCAUCAAAAUUGCUAACCUCCCCAUAUCAGUGGAUAAGACACAAUACUUGAAUGUCCAAGGCAUAGCAAGGGUUACUGAUUUUUCGCAAAACUUUUAUUACCUAGCUUGCUCAAUAUGCAAAAAAGCAACAAAUGCAUAUGGAAAUGGAGACUUUUGGUGCAACUACUGUGCCCAAAAAGUACCAGCUCUGACAAAGCUCAAAUUCAACAUCCACAUCACAGAUCCAACUGGAACAAUUGAAGCAACAGUUUUUUCAGAAGUUGCAUCAGAAUUCUACAACAUUACAGCAGCAGAUACCAUUGAUGGCCAACUUGCUCUUUCAGUGCUCCACAUGCUAGCUGAACCUAAGAAAUGCAUCAUCACAUUGAAAGCGAGUAUGCACAGCUAUGCUGGAAUCAAUCAAUUGAAAUUCACUGUCCACAGCAUCUCUGUUGACAACAACACAGAAAUGACAAACCGUUCAGAAGCACUGCUCGCUUUACCACCAAACACUCCAAAUAAAAGAAGCAAAAAAGGAGACAACGACUCAAGCACCUCGACGUCCAGCCCAACAAUUGACACCACAGCCGAAACCAACCUAGCAAAGUCCUCCCUAUCAACUGAAGAAACUCCAGCUAGCCCAAGCAAAAAGAAAUAAUCAGCCUUAACCAGCUCCAACUCGUCAGAAGCUUUUUGCAUGAACAAAUCAAAGAUCAACAACUUUUGUUGUAUCAGACUACAAUGAACUCUACCUUUUGCUUGCUCUGACCCUUUGCCAGUUGUAUAUAUUAAUAUAUAACUAAAAUCAUCCAACUACCUUCAAGCCUGUUGUAAAUGCAAGAAUUUAUCUUAGACCAUAACUUCUGCAAUUAGCUACUUCUUCCCCUUAUGCCGUUAGCCUUUUGCUUGCUCUGUCUUCUACUUCCUCUACUAUCUGCUAUACUACACAAUCUGCUUACACUACUAUUACCACUAUUGGCCUGGAGAAACCUUACUGUUCUACUCUGUGGUUUCACACAAAUGUCACCAAAUGCGCUUUUGUUAUUUGAUUUGGUUGUUCAAACAGCCUACCUACUA
Messenger RNA from Rhododendron vialii, 2072 nucleotides. Its product is annotated as replication protein A 70 kDa DNA-binding subunit B-like. Lineage: Eukaryota; Viridiplantae; Streptophyta; Magnoliopsida; Ericales; Ericaceae. The record is from RefSeq and is a predicted model, not a curated record. The transcript is spliced from 8 exons. Bases 370 to 1653 code for a protein of 427 amino acids.